UGUAAAGUCAGCAGUGAGAUCAGAUCGCUUUCGUAAAAUGAUGGGCGAUUCGGCGAUGCAAACGGAGGGGGCCAAGGGGGCACACCUCAGCCCCGAGUCACAGCAAGCUUAUGAAGACAUUCUUCAAGCUCUCCAACGUGAUAUCAAUGUUCUCUCGGACCCAACGUCUGACCGACUUGCCAAGCGACGAGCGCUGGACCAUAUUCAAAGAGAAACACUCGGAAAGCAGGCGUAUUCUGCAGACCGAACGUUGAUGCGUCAGACAUUUACCAGUCUGUGCAAGCCCUUGGUCAAAUGCUUAUCAGACACUGUAGAGAAAUGUCGAGAAUUGAGUAGCGGCCUUAUUCUCAGAUUCUCAGAGUCCGUGGAUGAUAUCACGCCCUUUCUAGCCUACAUCGUUCCAGCCAUAAGUGCGCGAUUGAGCCAGAUUGAAAUAGUGGAGCCAUCGGAAGAGAUACGGCUGUUGCUUGUACAAAUUUUAGUACGUCUGGUCAACCUUACCGGUGCAGGAUUUAUUCCUUUCGUCGAAGACGCAGUUAAAGUGCUGCAAAGAACAUUGCAAGAUCCUUUCCCAGACGUUAAAAAGGAAUCAUGUAACUUGGUCAUACAGCUGUCACGGCAAACAAAAAAAGCCUUAGGGUAUCAUGGGGCAUCAAUCGCGAAAGCUGUUGUGCCAUGUCUUCAACACCGACAUUCCAGUGUGCGAACUUCCGGCUUGCAGGCCAUCCGUGAAGCAAUUAUGGUCGACGUUUCGGGCUUAGAUGAUGUACUAGAGACUUUGCGACAAAUUACGUUAGAUAAAUCGCAAUCGGUGCGAGAAUCUAUAUACGUCACGGCUGCAGAGUGGAUGUUAAAUCUUCCGGACCGGUGGUCGGUCGGCUACAAAAUCUUGCCCUUGCUACUGGCUGGAAUGACGGACGAGCUUCCAAAGUUGGCGGAGCUUUGUCGACAUUACAUGGACGACAUUGGAAAGCUGUAUGAAACGGACUGGGAAGAUAGGGUUAAGGAUGAGUUAGAUUACAUGCAGCUGGAUUCUGAUAGACCUCGCGUUGGUUGUCGCCACGUAAUUCGCGACAACACGCAAAAGAUUGUAGAGAAAACACUUGAAGGAUUGGCGGACUGGAAUGCGGAUGUACGAGCAAAGUCCGCUCAGGUGCUGGCCACUUUCAUCACAUAUGCAGAGGACAUGAUAACUGGAUAUGCUGGAAUUAUAUUACCUGCACUAUACAGAGUAUUAGCUGCCGAUGAAGCAACUGUCUGCAAGCAGGUUACUGGGGUGGCUGAACUUCUCGGACGUUAUGUGGAUACAGAUGUGUACCUGGAUAUAAUUCUGCCUGCAAUCCGCACUGGGGGAGGAGGGUCAACUCAAUUUCGCUUGGGGUGUCUCCGGACGUUGGCUGGUUUAGUGCGAGGUACACCAAUGUCUCGAUUCAGUAAGGCACGAUUGGAACGAGUAAGCGAUCUAGUCAGUGAAAAAGAGUUGGCACAGAAUGAGAAUACGGAAUUGCUGGCCGAGGUUGCGGGUGUUGUGGUAGAGUUAGUGAAAAAGGUGUCACCGGUACAUGUUGAGACGUCAGAAGCCGCGUCUCUCAGAUCAGAAACCGUUGGUCUGCCAAAUGACGAGGAAAUCGGCAGAGCAGGUUAUGUAAUUUUCUUGGUGCUGGCGCGCCUGAGCGGUGUUUCUGAAGAUGACAAAGUUCCGGGCGUUCAGGUUCUACGCCAAAAGACUGAAGAAGCUCUUAGAAUCUUGGCGACCGCAUAUGGUUUAUUCAGUGUUCAGGAUCUGUAUGCGCUACACUUGGACGCAGUACUUGCAUAUCUAGCUGCUGAACAGCCACAAUGGACUCGCUAUUCCCCAGAACCCCGCCUGCUCGACACCAUACUUACUCAAGCUGGGCCUUUGGUCGGACAAAGGCUUGAGGUUACGGUACCUUUACUUGCAGGAAUGGCAGGCAUUGAGAGGGAUAUCGAAGUGCGGGAAAGCAUGUUCAAAAUUACCCUAAGUCUUCUCCAAUCAUCGUCAACAUCUUUGAACUCGACCGGCCAAUUUUCCGAAUACUCGCGUACCAUUCUCUCCGACAUCAUUAUUGCCAAUGGCGUCUGGAAGCCUGGACGCAAAGCUGCCGUGUUGCGUGGCAAAGCAAUCGAAACUUUCCUGGCUCUGUUAAACGGGAAUAAUGGAGAAGAAUGCCUCGGACUCUUGAGACGGGAUGCAGUAAUGUCUGUCUGGGAACCGGACCUAAUGAAUGUACUUGUGGGAACAUUGGAGGAUGAUGAUGCAGACACUCGAAAUCACACUCUAAUGGUUUUAAGCCAUCUUCUGAGAAGCAGGCUGGAAUUUACAGCAAAUACUUUCAAAAAGUUAUACCAAGAACUACUCAAACGCAUGGACGAUGCGCACGACUCAUUACGCGUUGCGACCGCGCGAGUUUGGAGUGAUUUUUUUGAAGCAGUAACAAGAUGGCAGCAGCGCAUGUCUCCACUGAUUCAAGCUGCAGGAGGCAUGACCGCUGUAAUGGUGGAUGCGGCGGGAAAUGUAGCGCAAACUGGUGAAUUGGUAGAGGUGAAGUUGGAUGACGUUCAUUGGGCUGCAAUCGUCAAGGGGUUGACAGUACACAUGGAUGACCCAAAUGCCCAACUGCAGGAAUGCGUAUUCAAUGCCCUCAAAGCAUCUUUAAAAGUUGCACCUGCCAAUGUGAUGCGAGACCAUUGGACAGGCGUACGACUGCGACAUAGAACACCAACAUACAUUGAUGAAUUGUUAACACUGAUUCCCCAAUGAAUGAAAGCGGAAAUCGCUCAAUUAGUUUAUUAUUAAAAUUAAUUCACCGUAGUCGCAGCCCGCUCUCUCGCUUGUUCAUUUGAAUUAAAAAGGAUAUCUUUGUGCAUAUCUCCGCUGAA
Molecule: messenger RNA, 2901 nt
Organism: Spizellomyces punctatus DAOM BR117
Lineage: Eukaryota; Fungi; Chytridiomycota; Chytridiomycetes; Spizellomycetales; Spizellomycetaceae
Exons: 11
Coding region: 38-2782 (914 amino acids)
Biological process (GO): inner dynein arm assembly; outer dynein arm assembly; cilium movement
Cellular component (GO): cytoplasm
Molecular function (GO): dynein intermediate chain binding
Source: RefSeq, a predicted model, not a curated record